GCGAAAAAAACUCCCUUAGAUCUUGAGCGAAAAAAAAAAAAUGAAAAAACUUCCUUAGAUCUGAGCACCUGUGCCUCGGACAGACAAGACAACCCAUCGCACCCUUCCUUAAUUCACUUCUCCCAGAUUCUCCAGAAACCCUAGCCGCUUCAACCUUCCUUCUUUUCCCAUCUCUUCUGCAAUCAACGCUCCACUACACGCUCAACUCCUCAAAUCUAUCUUCUUUACCGGAAUUGCUCUUCAGCUCUUUACACAAACUACUUCCGGCACGACACUCCUUCUGAAUCUUUGGUGUCCUGUUCGAUGAGGGCCAUUACUGGUAAUGGGUAUUGAAGGUGCUCUCAUUUCUUGUUAAUGCACGGGCAAGUGCAGAGAUGGGCCUGAUUUCUGCGGUUUGAAUUGUGCUAAUUGAUCAGGGUUUUCAAAGUUUUCUUAUUUCCAUGGUAUAUCCUGUCUCCAGAGGCAUUCUGCUUUCAUUUGAUGACGACCGCCAAGAUACGCUUAGUGAUUAAAUCUUUUGAUCGCCCAUUAUCUUUUGGAAAGCAGUUUUUGGGGCGGAAGAUUGGAUUGCCUGAAAAACGAGUCUUAUAUACUGUGUUGCGAUCACCCCAUAUUGAUAAGAAGUCCAGAGAACAAUUUGAAAUGAGAAUCAAGAAACAAAUUGUGGAUAUAGAAACUGACACGCAGGAAUUGCGCAAGAAGUUCUUUUGGUUGAAACGUUUCCGAGCUCUUUAAGUAGGCCGUCGGCGGCUAUCUUUUUUGUUUUCGUUUAAAUCACCCUUUAGGAAAUAAAAGAGUACUUAUUUUCACUUCUUUUUACCAUUAAAGAUGGACAAGUCGAGCGCUUUGGAGUAUAUCAACCAGAUGUUCCCUACAGAGGCAUCUUUAUAUGGUGUCGAGCCACUCAUGCAAAAGAUACACAGUGAGAUUCGUCGUGUAGAUGCUGGAAUAUUAGCAGCUGUUCGUCAACAGAGUAAUUCAGGAACCAAAGCCAAGGAGGAUCUUGCAGCUGCUACGUGUGCUGUGGAGGAACUCAUGUAUAAGAUCCGAGAAAUAAAAGGGAAAGCUGAGCAAAGUGAGAUGAUGGUUCAGGAAAUAUGCCGCGACAUUAAAAAGUUGGACUUUGCAAAGAAGCACAUAACGACUACAAUUACAGCUCUUCAUCGUCUUACCAUGCUAGUCUCUGCUGUUGAGCAGCUUCAAAUUAUGGCUUCAAAACGACAAUAUAAGGAGGCAGCUGCACAGCUAGAGGCUGUGAACCAAUUAUGUAGUCACUUUGAAGCCUAUAGGGAUAUUCCAAAGAUCACAGAACUCAGGGAGAAGUUUAAGAAUAUCAAACAAAUUCUCAAGUCACAUGUGUUUUCUGAUUUCUCCAGCUUAGGUACUGGAAAAGAGACAGAAGAAACUAAUUUACUACAGCAUUUAUCUGAUGCCUGCUUGGUUGUUGAUGCUUUGGAGCCAUCUGUGAGGGAAGAGUUGGUAAACAAUUUUUGCAGCCGUGAGCUUACUUCGUAUGAACAAAUUUUUGAAGGAGCUGAACUGGCUAAGUUGGAUAAAACUGAAAGGAGAUAUGCAUGGAUCAAGCGUCGAAUAAGAACAAAUGAAGAAAUCUGGAAGAUCUUUCCUCCUUCAUGGCAUGUUCCUUAUCGCCUCUGCAUCCAGUUCUGUAAGAAAACGAGGAAACAGCUUGAGGAGAUCCUGGAUAAUCUGAAAGAAAAACCAGAUGUUGGGGCUUUAUUGUUGGCACUACAACGAACUCUAGAAUUUGAGGAUGAAUUGGCUGAGAAAUUCGGCGGAGGUGCACGAAGCUUGGAGACAGGUAACGAGAUUGAGGAAAUAGGCAGGGGCAAAAAUACUAGUCAAAGUGUUUUAGAUAUUCGAAAGAAGUAUGAAAGGAAGUUUGCUGCACAUCAAGGAACUGGAACUGAAGAAAAUGAUGGAAAGAAAGAGUUGUCGGUGCCUGGAGCUGGGUUCAACUUCCGUGGAAUCAUAUCAUCUUGCUUUGAACCUCACUUGACAGUGUAUGUAGAACUGGAAGAGAAGACAUUGAUGGAGAAUCUGGAGAAACUUGUUCAGGAGGAGACGUGGGAUAUAGAAGAGGGAAGUCAGAAUAAUGUUUUAUCAAGUAGCAUGCAGUUGUUUCUUAUAAUCAAGAGGAGCUUAAAGAGAUGCAGUGCUCUAACAAAGAACCAGACGCUAUUUAAUUUGUUCAAGGUGUUUCAAAGAAUUCUCAAAGCAUAUGCAACAAAACUUUUUGCAAGACUACCUAGGGGUGGAACAGGAAUAGUUGCAGCAGCCACGGGCAUGGAUGGACAGAUAAAGACUUCUGACAGGGAUGAAAGGGUGAUGUGUUAUAUUGUGAAUUCAGCUGAAUAUUGUCAUAAAACGUCUGGUGAAUUGGCGGAAAGUGUAUCUAAAAUAAUCGACUCUCAAUUAGUGGAUGGAGUGGAUAUGUCAGAAGUGCAGGAUGAAUUUUCGGCAGUCAUAACAAAAGCGUUGGUAACCCUAGUGCAUGGCCUGGAAAGUAAAUUUGAUGCUGAAAUGGCUGCAAUGACACGUGUUCCAUGGGGUACCCUUGAAAGUGUCGGUGACCAAUCAGAGUAUGUUAAUGGCGUAAAUAUGAUCCUUGCUAGUAGCAUUCCUGUACUUGGAAGACUUCUUUCACCCGUUUACUUCCAAUUCUUCUUGGACAAGCUUGCAUCUUCUCUUGGUCCCCGCUUUUAUGCGAACAUUUUCAAAUGCAAGCACAUAUCAGAAACUGGAGCCCAACAAAUGUUAUUGGACACUCAAGCAGUAAAGACGAUUCUUCUAGACAUUCCUUCACUUGGUCGACAAACUUCUGGUGCAGCAAGCUAUUCAAAAUUUGUGAGCCGUGAAAUGAGCAAAGCUGAAGCACUUUUGAAGGUUAUACUGUCCCCAUUUGAUUCUGUGGCGGAUACCUAUCGAGCAUUGCUACCAGAGGGAACACCGAUGGAGUUUCAGCGUAUUCUGGAGCUUAAGGGCCUUAAAAAAGCUGAUCAGCAAAGUAUACUAGACGACUUUGUCAAACGUGGGCCAGGGAUUACGCAACAUUCUAUCGUGCCAUCGGUUGUCCAGGCAGUCCCUACUGCCCCGGCAGCUCCUGCAAUACCCAAUCUGGCUUCAAUAGGACUAAUUGCUUCACGGGAGGAUGUGCUAACCAGAGCAGCUGCACUUGGAAGAGGUGCAGCUACAACAGGAUUCAAGAGGUUCCUUGCUCUAACUGAAGCUGCAAAAGAUCGGAAAGAUGGGCCCUUCAGAAAGCUCUUCAAUGCUUGAAACUUUUUUUUUUUUUUUUUUUUUUUAUCUUAUUAAUAUUGACCAUCAUCAUUUUUCUCUACUGUGGCUCCAUUUCAGCUCUUACAAAAGCAUAAUAAAUGAACUUGAUUGGUCCUUCAAAGAAUUUGAGUUGAAGGGAAGCAAUAACAAAAUAAUUACUACUACGUAUUCAACUCUAAAUCAUUUGAAAUACAUGGGUGU
Messenger RNA from Corylus avellana, 3498 nucleotides. It is a transcript of the gene HIT1, whose product is annotated as Membrane trafficking VPS53 family protein. The record is from RefSeq and is a predicted model, not a curated record. Gene Ontology annotation, cellular component: GARP complex. Gene Ontology annotation, biological process: retrograde transport, endosome to Golgi. Lineage: Eukaryota; Viridiplantae; Streptophyta; Magnoliopsida; Fagales; Betulaceae.